Nothoprocta perdicaria is the source of this 4336-nucleotide messenger RNA. RefSeq names its product sphingomyelin phosphodiesterase 3 (gene SMPD3). Gene Ontology annotation, biological process: sphingomyelin metabolic process. Gene Ontology annotation, molecular function: sphingomyelin phosphodiesterase activity. The record is from RefSeq and is a predicted model, not a curated record. Lineage: Eukaryota; Metazoa; Chordata; Aves; Tinamiformes; Tinamidae. The coding region runs from base 271 to 2259 and encodes 662 amino acids. The transcript has 7 exons. Gene Ontology annotation, cellular component: cytoplasm; extracellular region.
GCCUCCUGAGAGCCUCAGUAUGGCAUUGUGCGGCGAGCAGUGACGUCCUCUGCCAAAUGUAGAUGCCCCAGGAGCCAGAUGAAAGCGGCGGCCCCGUCUCCCUGUCCCUGCGGCRCGGUGCGGUGCUGCUCCCACGGCUGUGUCGCUGCCUCGCCCUGCAAGAGAACCCGCGGCCGGACAGUUUCGCCCCGCGCGGUCGCCGUGUUCUGAGGGACGGCUGACCGGGACAUCAUGUAGUAGGCCCUCAAGCGUUGCCAUAACUGAGCUGCAAUGGUUUUAUACACUUCCCCAUUUCCCAACAGCUUUCUGUCAGUGCUGCACUCCUUUUCCUGGGGCCUGAUUUUCCCAUGUUACUGGCUUGCAGAUAGGCUCGUGGCCUCUUUUGUUCCAACCACCUAUGAGAAGCGUCAAAGAGCAGAUGAUCCCUGCUAUUUCCACGCGCUCUGCAUCAUCAUCACCACCCCCAUCUACCUGGCACUGCUCGUAGCCUCCCUCCCAUUUGCCCUGAUCGGCUUCUUGCUCUGGUCCCCGCUGCAGUCGGCUCGACGGCCGUACAUCUACUCGAGGCUGGAAGACAAGAGCCAUGCCAACGGAGCUGCGCUGCUCACCGAGUGGAAGGCUGCAGGAACUGGAAAGAGCUUCUGCUUUGGCAGUGCCAACGUUUGUCUGCUACCAGAUUCUCUGGCGAGAUUCAAUAAUGUUUUCAAUACACAGGCUAGGGCUAAAGAGAUUGGCCGGAGGAUCCGAAACGGGGCGAGCAGGCCGCAGAUCAAAAUAUACAUAGAUUCUCCUACCAACACAUCCAUCAGUGCAGCGAGUUUUAGCAGCUUGGUCUCCCCUCAGGGUGGAGAUAACACCAAUCGUGCUGUCAGUGUUGGCAUGAAAAGGACAACAUCUAUGGAGUAUAAAGGAGACAAUUCUGGCCUAAACAACAGCGAGGAUGCUAGAGAGGAUAAGGCUGGACUCGGGGAGCCAAAUGAAGGAGAAGAAAACUCUUGCAUCGUUCGCAUAAACGGAGAGGAGAACGGCCUCACUUCAGACGCUGAAGUAGACACAGUCAAUGGGCAGCCUAACGCUGGUGGCCAAACAGAGCAGUCCCCGGAUGGCGAUGCAGAGAACUCGAAAACGCCCAACCACAAGCAGAAGGAAGGAGAUUCUGGGAGUUUAGACAGCUACACUGCCUCACGAGAGUCCUUGGUUAAGGUUCGCAUUGGAGAUGGUUCAGUGGACCAAAGCACUGUCAACAACAAGCUUCUCUACAAAGCUUCAAUCAUGAAGAAGACUUCAGUGCGGAAGAAGAAACACACCGAUGAGACCUUUGAUCACGAGAUCUCAGCUUUCUUCCCUGCCAACUUGGACUUUCUGUGUUUGCAGGAAGUGUUUGACAAAAGAGCUGCAGAGAAAUUGAAAGAGCAGCUUCAUCACUAUUUUGAAUACAUUGUCUACGAUGUUGGUUUCUACAGCUGCCAUGGCUGCUGUAGCUUUAAGUUUGUGAACAGUGGUCUGCUUUUUGCCAGCCGCUAUCCUGUUAUGGAUGCUGCUUAUCACUGUUACCCCAAUGGAAGAGGAACGGACUCCUUGGCUUCCAAGGGAGCCUUGUUUCUCAAGGUGCAAGUGGGAAGUACACCUCAGGACCAAAGAAUCGUGGGCUACGUUUCCUGUACUCACUUGCAAGCUCUCGCAGGAGAUACUACUGUUCGAUGUGAGCAACUGGAUAUGCUUCAAGAUUGGCUGUCUGAAUUCAGAAAAUCUACCUCCUCCUCCAGCACAGCCAAUCCCGAGGAGCUGGUGGCUUUUGAUGUCAUCUGUGGAGAUCUCAACUUUGAUAACUGCUCCUCUGAGGACAAGCUGGAGCAACAGCAUUCUCUGUUUACACACUAUAAAGACCCGUGUCGAAUCGGUCCUGGGGAGGAUAAACCAUGGGCAAUCGGUACCUUGUUGGAUCCCGAAGGACUGUAUGAUGAAGAAGUGUGCACACCGGAUAACCUGCAGAAAGCACUGGAAAGUGAAGAAGGAAGGAAAGGCUACUUAGUCUACCCCACCAGCAAGAACCAUGGUUCCAGUCAAAAGGGGAGGAAGGCAUCAUUGAAAGGAAAUGGGAGGAGAAUUGACUAUAUGCUUUAUACAGAAGAAGGUCUCUACCUGGAAUGGAAAGUGGAAGUGGAAGAGUUCAGCUUUAUUACACAGCUAGCAGGCUUGACUGACCACCUACCGGUAGCAAUGCGUCUGAUGGUGUCUACGGGAGAAGAUGAUCCCUAAAACCGACCAGCUUUGAGAUUAGAAGAGGGAACCAUUGACGAUGUUAAGAAAAAAAAAAAAAAAUUAAAUCUGAACAUAAGAACGAACRAUUCUGGUGCCACAUUAGGAAAGACAACCAGACCUGACCCAGGCUACACUCCAGAAUGUACCAACAAUAGAGGAUAUAAAAAGGGAAGAAAUUGAAGGGGUUGUGGCCAAAAACCACUGUCACAAGUUGCUCAGGCAACACGGCAGGCCUGUAUUACAAUGCUUUCACUGUGGACCGAAAGGAACCAAGAUGGAAGACCYAAUUCCUUCUGAACCAGUGCCAUUCUUAUUAAAACAUGUUUUUAUACUAAUAUAUAGCACAAUUUAGUUUGUAAUUAGUCUGUGAGUUAGUGCUGCUCAAUGGUUUUUUGCAUAAUUUCUUUGUAUAACUAAGAAGCUAAUGCUUUUUUUUCUUUCUUUUUUAGCCUGUUAAUGUUGUAGUAGCGUGCUUGCAUCGGUAGCAUGCGCCCGCACUGCAUGCCACUUGGAUAAAAUAGUAAGAUACCAUGGGGAAAACAAGAAUGAAAGUGAAUUCAAAACUCAGAAACCAGCAAAAAGUAAGGCAUUCUGGGACUGGCAAAGCCUUUUGUCAUUACAAAUGGAUCUUAAAACCAUUCUGCAAUUUGCAGAUGAAGUCUCUCAGAUUAAAAAUGCUUAAAAAAUAGGAAUUAGACUUUAAAACACAGUUCUACCAUCCUAUUCCAACUGUGUUCCCAGUGCAAUUAUCAAGUAUUUUGUCUGAAUAAUGACUUCAGAAUUGGGCCUUUAGUUUUCUAAGCACAAGUUAGUCUUUGAAGAAAUACAGUUCCCCUGAAAUGUCUGUUAUUUCCUUCCCAAAUGUGGGGCCGUUCUGAAUUAUGGUAUGGGAUGAUAUAUAGUGUUACAGUGGCAUUAGUAGAUUCCUGUAGUACCAUUGGUAACAUCAAGAGUCAACAUUCUGCCUUGCCUAGAAAGAGUACAUGGGAAAUAGCUUGUCAAAUGCAUGCUAGAUAUAGAUUUAAMAUAAAUGUAAGUGACAUUUUUGGAAAACAAGUAUAGGACAAUGUAUGACUGACAAGGCAGGGUAAAGUAAUACUUUCCAAAGGAAUCCAUACACUUAAAAGAGAGUAGCAUGGCUAGUUUACAGCAUAAAUAGAAAAAAAAGAACUGUGACUCRCAGUGUUAAAGAGCUUCUGAGCAGAGGUAGGUUCACAUCUCCGGGACACAAAAACUGUAUUUGUUAUGCACAGACUUUAAUAGGGGUUCCUGUCAUCUAAUUAAUAUAUUCUUUCCACUGCUGCCCUUUAAUGUUGGGCUUUUCUCAGCAGUUUAUCCCAAUGUCCAGAGCUAUUCAACCUCUGUCAUCUUAACAGAAAAACAAUGGAGAGCCAAGAGUCASACUCAUAACUAGACUUCUUGGCAUUCGGGGGGAUUUAAGUUCAKAAGAGAGCAAAGGUGUUGCUAGAAGAACAAGAUCCCUUGUUUUUUUAAACCAAGGCUUAGUUUCCUGGGCCUAUUUUUCCCAAAUGCCUGUGUUGAAGAAAAAGGAGAGUUAAUAUAAAACUCAAACUUAUUCCUUUAAGUAAACUACAUUUCCAUUACACCGGCCACAAACAUCCGAAGAUCCUCUUGUUUUGGUUUAGUUUAUCUGCUAGGAAUAAGCUUGAGAUAUUUUAAGCUAAACUAAUUUGAAAUAGAAACCUCGGUCUGUACAGCCUCUUGUACUGGUUUGAAUUAGCUACAGUUAAUAGCAGAACUUUUGCUUAUAUCUACUUAAAUCAUUUCCAAGCAGAGAAAAUCUUACCUUAAYAGUCAUGAAAGUACUAACAGUCUUGGCUAAUUCCAAGUAGGCAGUAAGGGUCCUCUUCACACURUUCUAGUGUGUCUGAUCCUGACAUGUUUUAUGCCUCCUUUUCCAGUCCUGGUCUCCCUUCAGCAGAGACUGCCUCCUACAAGCGUAGUGUGCCAAACCAUGCAAUAGUCUACACAGUGCAGCCCAUGGAGACUCAAAAAUGGAACCACACUCAGCUUCCCUUUUUGAUAAAAUUAGGAAUUCAAGUUUACAGCAUCA